AUGGAUCAGGAGAUGAUGGGUUUGGAGUCGCCUCCGAAACCUUUGACACAGGUACUAGAUAAUGUGCAGCUAUCUCCGGUGGAUGCUUUCUCGCCGAGGAAACGGCAGGAUACCUUGAACACACAGCUGAAACUUGGAGACGUUGAUGACAUUUCGGCGGGAGAUACUAUUCAGGAGGCUCUCCGUUCGCCGUUGCAGGAUUCGAGAAUCAACAUGAACAGCUCGAAUACAUCUACUGUUCCAAUGCAAGACGAGCAGCAAGCUGCAUCUUCUCAGCCUCCUACCGAGGCAGACGAAACAGAUCUUGAAGGACACUACGUCGGACCAUCGUCGGGUGUCUCCUUUCUACUCCGCGUCCAGAAACGACUGCACGAGAAUCUCCGAUUUUCAGCAUCGGAACCCAUAUUCAAUUUUGGCGACGCACCGUUUCCGACAUAUGAUCCGCAUUUUCUCGUCCUGCCACCGCUUCACGAAGCGCUCACACUCGUCAAUCGGUACUUUGACUUCUCGUUCCCCACACAUCGAUUCCUGCAUCAGGCCACAGUCGAAGAGUGGGUUCGAGCUUUCUACUCAGUGAUUCACGGGGCAGAUGAGACAGUCAGUAAGGCUAUAAAGGCUGUCAUAUUGAUGGUAAUGGCUCAAGGCAGGCAAUACCUUUCGGCUACGGACCAGUCGACCUGUCAGUCUGUCAACAGCAAUGUAUAUUUCGCAGCCUCCGAGAACCAUCUGUCAUCCGAAAAGGGACCAGUGCAACUUACCAGUAUUCAAGCCCGUCUAGCACAAUGCUUCUACCUCCUAUCAGAAUCACGAAUGAAUCACUGCUGGAGUCUAUUCGGAACAACGGCUCGCCUUGCUCAGGCCAUUGGAAUCAACAGGAGACGAAGGCGAGAGUUGAUUACGGAUCACGUGGAAGAGGAAUGCAGGAAGAGGACAUUCUGGUGCGCCUACAGUCUGGAUAACUACUUGAGUGCGGCUCUGGGCCGACCGAGGAUUUUCCAUGAUGAGGACAUUGACCAGGAGCUCCCAAAUUGUGCAAACGACUCUCAGAUUUUGCGACAUACAAUCCUCCCGGCUCAGUCAUCACGACAAAGCCUCAUGCUAGCUCCAAUAUAUCAUGCGAAACUCUCCCGAAUAAUGAGCGGAAUCCUCCGCGAUCUCUACGGAAUCCAGCAAAAACCCCUAUCCUCGCAAACCGAGAUCGCGAGAAAGUACGAAACAGACCUAUCCCUCUGGAGAGCUGGAAUCGCAGAGUUCAUCGACACGCCCAACAUCGAGCUUCUCCAAAUAACAUUCCAACGACAAUGCAGCGUCUUGAACCUAGCCUUCGAGCAUGCCAAGGUUCUUCUUUAUCGGCCUUUCAUCCUUCAAAACCUGGCGUCCCUGGGGAAGGAGACGAGUGCACCGCACUCACCGUUACAGGAGGUUAUUGGGGAGAAUAUCAAGAAGGGGUUGGAGGCUGCUACGAGGACAGUUGAGAUUUUUCAGAGUCUUUGUCGGACUAGACGGAUGUAUAAGUCGUUUUGGUUCACCCACUACAAUGUCUUUUGCGCUAUUGUGGUGCUUUAUGUGUACGUGAUUCAAACUUGGUCAAAGGCGGGUCAUGAAUAUGAGCAUUGUCUCCGGAUCGGAGAAGAGGCUCAAGCGGAGCUGGCGAAGUGCGGUACCAAGUCGUCGUUUCCUCAGCGGUAUGUUGUUGUUUUGGAGGAGUUGAGACGGGAGGCGCGCAAGAUCACGGCCCAGUCUGCGAGUCAAUACGAUACGUCGAACACUUCACCUGAGGAGAAUGGGAUGGAUUCUGUUCAGCUCGGAAAUGCUGAAGGGAUCCAGAGCGUUCCAAGUCAUAACCAGGAUGGAGACGUCGUGUAUCCUCCGGAUCCGAGCACCUGGUUACCCAACAUAGCCCAGGACACCAGUCCGGCGUCUUACCUUGCAGACAUGACUGGAUGGGGUGAUUUUGAUUCCAUUGUGCUGACUGGGCUGGGAGAUCUAGGCCAUAUGUUUCCAAGAGAAUAUUCCUAUUGA
This is a messenger RNA of Penicillium argentinense, 2022 nucleotides long. Its product is annotated as fungal specific transcription factor domain-containing protein. The coding region runs from base 1 to 2022 and encodes 673 amino acids. The transcript is spliced from 5 exons. Gene Ontology annotation, molecular function: sequence-specific DNA binding; zinc ion binding. The record is from RefSeq and is a predicted model, not a curated record. Lineage: Eukaryota; Fungi; Ascomycota; Eurotiomycetes; Eurotiales; Aspergillaceae. Gene Ontology annotation, cellular component: nucleus. Gene Ontology annotation, biological process: DNA-templated transcription; positive regulation of transcription by RNA polymerase II.